This is a messenger RNA of Beta vulgaris subsp. vulgaris (sugar beet), 990 nucleotides long. RefSeq lists its product as uncharacterized. NCBI's taxonomy places the organism in Eukaryota, Viridiplantae, Streptophyta, Magnoliopsida, Caryophyllales, Amaranthaceae. The transcript has 2 exons. The record is from RefSeq and is a predicted model, not a curated record. Bases 1 to 990 code for a protein of 329 amino acids.
AUGAUAGCCAGUGCGCUCAAAAUGCAAUUGGUUGGAGAUUCUCAUGGCAAUUAUCGUUACGUAAAGCCAUAUACCAAGCGGAUUGACAAGAUGAAAAUGCCAAGUAGCUAUCAACCUCCAAAAUUUCAACAAUUUGAUGGCAAGGGAAACCCUAAGCAGCAUAUAGCACAUUUUGUGGAGACUUGCAACAAUGCUGGGACCACAGGAGAUUUGCUUGUUAAGCAAUUUGUUCGUUCCCUUAAGGGAAUCGCCUUCGAUUGGUACACAGAUCUUUCACCAGAAUCCAUCAGCAGUUGGGACCAGAUGGAGGAAGAGUUCAUGAACAGAUUUUACAAGUGCAAGGAUCGCCUGUCAGAAACUUCUGCUGUGGAGAUGUGCAUUCAAGGUAUGAAAUGGGAUCUUUUGUACAUUUUGCAGGGUAUCAAACCAAAAUCUUUCCAGGAAUUGGCAACAAGGGCCCAUGAUAUGGAGCUUACUAUCGCCAACCGUGAAGGAAGUUCUUCAGAGUACAAGAAGGAGAAGAAGGACUUCAAGAAGAAUGACAAGCCUUUCAAGAGUUCUGCAAAGGAGUCUUUUGCAGUCACCACUACGUCUGCUCCGGUGAAGAUAUCUGCAAAACCAAAAGAUGAACAAAAGAAAGGGUCAUUUGUUAAGAAUGGUAAGAAAGAUAGACUCACGUUGAAAGAAUUGCAGGCUAAGAAGUAUCCCUUCCCAGAUUCUGACUUAGCAGGAAUGUUGGAGGAUCUGCUCGAGAAGAGAAUUAUAGAAUUGCCCGAUUCCAAGCGACCGGAGGAGGCGGGGAGAACAUCUGAUCCGAACUACUGUCGUUACCACCGUUUGGUAAGUCAUCCUAUCGAGAAGUGCAUCACACUGAAGGAGAAGAUCAUGCAACUUGCCAAUGACGGGAAGAUUGUUCUAGAUCUUGAUGAUACGGUGGAAUCAAAUCAUGCUUCAGUUAUUUUGGAAGCCUUCCCAUCAACGACCAAGUGA